UACCAUAUCGAGAAUGGCAAGGAAGAAUGCCUUACCCCGUCCGGGCCCCAGACGCUGUCGCUCUUGAUGGUCCCGACCUCAUCGCCAUUUGCCGGUCUGUCCUCCGCCGAUCCACAAUCGCAGACUCCAGAAGAGGACUUCUACCUUCACCUACAUCUACCGCCCGAGCUGGAUCUGCCCCUACCUGCCACCACCCAGAUAUACCACCAACCGCCGAGCAGCUAUCUCAUCCCGCGGUGGGACAUAGGCCCAGAGAGUGGCGCGUUUACCAGGAUAGAGUUCCCCAGUAUUGGCGAGGGGAGGGUUUCGCAGGAGGACGUGGAUACCUUCGAGACGAUCCUCGCGCAAUGCACGGCGUUCUUGGAGCGGGCGCCGCCUCCGAGAGGCGCGCGCCCCAGCAAGUCGAAGAGUGCGGAGGAAAGUAUUCCCCCGUAUGAUCCGUCGGCUUUCAAACCGGGAGAGGGAUAUGUUCAGGGCAGCUCGAGCUCUCAUGCGGGGGGGCAGAUAGUCCUGGUUGAUGAGGAAAAUGGGAGUGUGGUUGGUGAGCUGGGUGAAGGCUUCAACGUGGUUGAAGACAGCAAGAUGAAAUCUGGGUCGAAAGAUCCUGUGGAGAUCACACUCCCUGAAGACGGAUCGCAAAAUAUCAGUGUUGCGCCCGCCUCAGCCAAAUACCUCGAAAUGGCCAUGCACCCCGCCUACAAAAACUCCACACUUGUCUCCAAAGCUGCUGUGGCCUCCCGCCUCAUCGUCACCACCUCCGGUUACGUAUCCAAGACUCUCCAAACGCAAGCCGAUAACUUCACGCAAAAGACAAAACCGGCUUCUAAGCCCUUGACAUUCACACCGACCACUCAUGCGCGAAUCCGCAAGGUGCACACCUUCUCCGAAGGCGCCGCUGGCUUGAGCGCCAAGACCGUGGGUCAGGUAACGAAGUACGCGCAGAAUCUCGGUGCUACGUUGGCCAAGCGCGGCCAGAGCCAGAGAGGAACGCGAGGCAUUGGUCCCGAUGGCAAACCGAUAGAGGACUACAAGCCCGGUCUGUUGAACAAGAGCAUGAUGGCCUUCUCCACGAUUGCGGAUGGUAUCGACCAAGCGGGGCGCAAUCUCCUAGCCUCUACUUCCACGGCCGCGACGACCGUCGUAAGCCACAAGUACGGCCCCGAAGCGGGAGCGAUCUCGCGGAGUAUCGGCGGCGGCUUCAAGAACGUCGGGCUGGUGUAUAUCGACGCCGCUGGAGUAUCGCGGCGGGCGAUCGUCAAGUCCGUGGCUAAGGGCAUGGUGGUCGGGAAAGUCAGGGGAGGCGGCGACCUGAUUGUUGGCGGCGGAGACGGUGGUCGUGCGAGCCCCGUGCCAUCUGCAACCGAGAAGCCAAUGAACUGGAAAGAGAGAGAAGCUUCCGAGGGCAGGUACACGGAUGACGCUUCGAUCAUGAGCGGUGGCAGAGCAAGCCCCGAGGUAGUUGGUUAUGGGAGAGCGGCACCACCAUCGUAUGCCACUGGUGUAGGGGAGACGAUUGAAGGACAGAGGGCCGCGAGAGAUACCAAACACUAGGGAUUGGAUAAAGGGGUGGGGGGACGGGCAUUAUAUGGGAGUUUUUUUUUACCUCGAUUUUCUUUACUUUUUUUCAUACCAUAUAUGUAACGAGCAUGUUGGCUAUGACUCGAACGCGGCGUCGUUAUCUAUCUAACGAGAAAUGACCAAUAUCCGGAUUUUUUCUUCGAAA
This is a messenger RNA of Amorphotheca resinae ATCC 22711, 1723 nucleotides long. RefSeq lists its product as hypothetical. NCBI's taxonomy places the organism in Eukaryota, Fungi, Ascomycota, Leotiomycetes, Helotiales, Amorphothecaceae. The record is from RefSeq and is a predicted model, not a curated record. Gene Ontology annotation, cellular component: plasma membrane. Gene Ontology annotation, biological process: cell division. Bases 67 to 1551 code for a protein of 494 amino acids. The transcript has 2 exons.